GCAAUCUCCAGUGGGAUAUUUAGGGUAAUCUAUCCUGACGCCAAAUUAGCAUGUGUUCCGUUUUUCUGCCUAAACCUGGCAAGGGCAUUAUUCUUGGAUAUUAUUUUUCCCGUCCUUAGAUUCCCCUGCAUCAAGACGAAGUUGGUACUUGCAGUCAUUAUCUUUCGCCGGUACUGGUGCAAUGCGCUUGCCGGGGGUUUGUUUCUGGAACAACCUGUUGUAAAGCCCUCUCUGGAAAAAUGCUUUCUCGAGUUACUUCAAGAC
This is a messenger RNA of Aspergillus ochraceoroseus IBT 24754, 264 nucleotides long. RefSeq lists its product as uncharacterized. The record is from RefSeq and is a predicted model, not a curated record. Lineage: Eukaryota; Fungi; Ascomycota; Eurotiomycetes; Eurotiales; Aspergillaceae. The annotation marks the transcript as partial. The transcript has a single exon.